This is a messenger RNA of Aaosphaeria arxii CBS 175.79, 2940 nucleotides long. RefSeq lists its product as uncharacterized. Bases 1 to 2475 code for a protein of 824 amino acids. The record is from RefSeq and is a predicted model, not a curated record. The transcript has 4 exons. NCBI's taxonomy places the organism in Eukaryota, Fungi, Ascomycota, Dothideomycetes, Pleosporales.
AUGCAGUCGGAUCUCAGUAUCAAGUACCCAAUUGGGAGUACGCCGGCUAUUCAUUAUCUUCCAUACUUGAUUUUCAUUUCUUACAUCGUGAGCUUGAUCGGUGCUAUCACGACAGUUGAGCUUCUUCACAGACGGGUUGCUGUAUCAGGAUGGCGCAACCUUGUACAAUUGGCAGCCUGCUCGGUAUCAUUCGGAUUGGUCUCAAUAUGGUGCAUGCACUUUGUUGGUAACCGUGCGAUCGUGCUCGGUGAUGGAGAAGAUCAGAUCCAGCUAUAUUACAGUGCGACAUACACCACGGUGUCCGCCAUUUUGCCCAUCAUCGUUAUAUUCAUAGGACUCCUCGUUGCAGACACCUUCUACAAAGGGAGCAAAGGCUCUGUCACUCGUUAUAUAUCGCUCAUCUUGUGUGGAUUAUGCACUGGUGCAUCGGUCACGGAGAUGCACUAUCUGGGCAAUUACGGUACUACAAAUUACGUUCUUAAGCCUGAUUUGGCUUACAUUAUGGGUGCUGCUACGAUUGCCGUUAUCGCUUGCAUGACCUCAUUCGGGCUUUUCUUCCAUUGGACUGGGCGCUGGGUGAACAACACUUGGAGGCGAAUGACCGUGGCAUGCUUCCUCGCGGUGGCAGUAUCCGGGAUGCACUGGACUGCAGCCGCUGGGACCUCUUAUAAGAUCCAGGGAUAUCACAACGGGCCUGGAAAUGCAAGGAAUGUUAAUCUCAUCAUCGCAGUCUGUCUUAGCCUGGCAGCUUGUGGGGUCUGCUUUGCACUUGGAUUCCUCAAGCAACGCGAGAACAGGAAACUGAGAGAUAGGGCUCAGCAGGUUGUGCUAGCUGUAGCAACCUUUGAUAGCCAAGGAAGAGUGUUGGUCAAUCAGGGAGGUCUCCUUCCCUGUCAGACGAUCACUAGGCGCUUCCAUCAGCGGACAUUCGACGAGGAUUUUAAUAUCGCACAUCCCGUUUUUCAAUGGAUCUUCCGAGUUUCGAGGCAUUGGAACGGGAUUGUCGACCUCAUCCCAUCGAUGCGUGAUCACUUGCUUGCUACAGGAGAUCUUCAGCCUAACACGCCUAUCAUGAGUGGCAGUCGUUCCUCAAUGGGAUUCGAAGAUAACACCAACUACUCGGCAACUUUCCGAGAACUCUUUUGUGUCACGGCGCACGACAUUGCUCGCAGUCUUGAAACGAGGCUUCAGGAUCUUGGAAAUCUCUACGAGGAUGUGCUCACCACUGGAACACUACUGAACAAAACACUUUGGACAACAAACCACGGGAACAAGGCAAUUCUGGCAGCAGAUAUUGCAACGUCAUCUGGUGAUAUUGAGACUGGCCUGGCAAAUCCCAUCCUUUUUGGGAGAGGUCAGAUGCUGGUGCUCACCAAAAAGAUUGGAAAUGAGGAAGCAAACCGACUGCAAGAUAUAGGAUAUCGAUUCGCAAGCAUAGAUCAAGUGGGGGAUACUCUUGCACGCAGCUUCCAGAUUCCACGCCUUGAUCUUGAUGCCUUGAUGUCGAAACUCGAGCGUUCCAGCCAAAGGGAAGCCUGGGCACCUCUUAAUGGAACCUUCCUGGCUGCUUUCCUUCUCCAACCCUCGCCAGUCAUCAAGGGUCUGAACGUCAUUGUGCCAACAGCCAAUCCAGACCGAUUACCGAUGGUGCAACUCGCGCCUCAUGAGCUUCAUCCAAACCAUGCUCGACUACUUUCUCAAUUCAACGGACUGACUCUCGAUGAGUGCAUGAAUCGCAUUUCACAACGCUCACGCACUGGUUCAAAUGAUGACAUUUGGCUGGAAAAGUUUCGCAGUAGAAUUUAUGAGCUCUACCAGGACGUAUCUGAACAAUCUUUGCGCCAGGCCAUGUUUUCGUCACAACCGCUUAAAGCUAUGCAUGGAAUUACUGGUCAGAACGAUUUGAGCGAAGCCACCGUGUUCGCAUUUUGUGGUAUCAAGGAAGUGAACAAUCAAACGCUUCAGAAUCAGGAUUUGCAAUAUGUUCCAUUGUCUUUCUUUAGAACGCAACAAAGGACUUAUCCUGGUUGCCCCGAUCAUGCAAUCCUGGCUCACGAAAACCACAAAGAAUUUGCCACUAUUCAGACUUUUCGAGCCGAAGCAAUCUCACCAACAUCACCAAAAAGCAGCAAAUGGUCAUUGUGGCCAUUUGCGACAAAAUCCGAUGCGUCUUCGGUGAUCACAGUUCAGCCCGAUUCAAGUUCUGAAAAGGGGUUGGUUCCUAUUGUGCGGCAAAUGUCCUCCAACAAUGUUAGCUAUCCUUUUGGAGGUAUAAUGGUCAGUCAGGAUGUCACGAUCCAUGAUAGAAAGGAGACCCAUAAUAUGGAACUUAGCGACAUGGGUGUUCGGGCUGAAGCCGGCAUUGGGGACCAGGAACGACAGACUAUGGCAGACAGGUUGAUGGCAAUCACAACUUCUUUCCGUGAGCCACACAACAAAACGCUUAUGAAAGAACACAGCCAUGUCCGCGCCUGAUCUGAACUACUCUCGUUUCCAUCCCUAAUCUCUCAGUGGUUUCUUUGUAUCUUUUUAAUUAACGACAUCUUCUUUUGCAUAUCGGCGCUAGGACUCGUCCUCGGUGGAAAUACCCAAUGAGGUUCAACAUCUACCUUGGCUCUUUCGUAUCUUUUACUCUGCACUAGGGCAACGUGUUUUUUCUUUUUCAUCAUGGACACGCGGAACGGCGGGAAUGUCAUCAGUAACGGGAACGUUCUGGUUGGGCGGUGGGCGUUGAUGGUUGUUUUAAUUUUGAAUCGUAAGAUGUAAUACAAUCAGGCACAACAUGCGAUUGCCACUCCUUGAUAAGAGAUAUAAUCGUGGACUGAGUAAUAAUACCUAAGUCGUUAUUCCGCAUGCUUAGUUACCUACUCAUUAGUCCUCCUCCAUCUUUACUUUACCAUGCUGCCCUGUCGUGCCUGUAACCAUGGCACGCAUGGACAU